AUGGGUUUGAUUAAGAAAGUGACCUCUUGGUCCUAUGAUAACCUAAUCGAUUAUCUUUCGGUGAACCCAACUAGAGAUGAAGUUACGCAUUAUAAAGUGGAUCCCAAUGACGAGUCUGACGAGUCAAUUACAAAGUUGCAUACUGUGAAGGAUUUUGGGAACAUUACCUGUCUAGAUUAUUCUCAUUCUGAUAUCGGAUUGGUUGGAGUAGGUGAAAAGAACGGUCAUGUAAGGCUAUUUGAUAUCUUAUCUGGAGAUGCGGAUGAGGAGGGAGAAGAGGGAGUAGGUCUCUCUCUAAGAGCUAAGCAACAAAGAUGUAUCAAUGCAUUAGGAAUUAGCGCCAAUGGAUUGGUUGCAAUGGGAUUAGAUAGAAACAGAAAUGAUGCAUCUUUGCAAGUUUGGGAUAUCAAUUAUCAAAGUAUGGAUUCCGAUAUCGUUAACGCAUCGUUUAGCUAUUGUGUGAAUGAGAGUAUAGUAUCGUUGAAAUUCUUAAAUGAUACAAACUUGUUGGUAGCAAGUACUAAAUUUAUAAAGGAAAUUGACGUUAGAAGUCCUCAACCUGCUUAUCAAUAUCCAAGUAGACUUUCAUAUGAUAUCAAAUUAAAUCCUUUCAAUGAUUGGCAGUUUAGUACUUAUGGUGACGAUGGGACACUAUCAAUUUGGGAUAGAAGGAGGUUAGUUGGCGAAAUUAAUGACCAAAACCUUCCGAUCCUCACCUUUGAGAAAUUGGUGGGCACUGGGGCAGCCUCAAGAAAAUAUAUGAACUCAUGUUUCCGAUGGUCAUCUACCAGAAAUAAAGAAUUUGCCACUUUACAUAGAGGUGAUACCAUUAAAAUUUGGAGAUUAGGUUCUGAUAUGGGUGAAUCUACUAAUGUUGAUGAAGUUGAAAACCUGUUUGUCUCAACUGUUCAUGACAUCAAUACAACCUUCGACAGAGUCGCAACAUUUGAUUAUAUCCCGGUUGACGACUAUCGUUCAAGUCUAAUUUGUAUGAGACAGUCUGGUACUGUAUACAGAAUGCCCAUCAAGCAAAGCUAUUCCAAAGCCAUUUUCAAUUAUACAAAUUCCUUAUUAAUCGCGACUGCAGAACUUCCUGAAAUAGAUGAAAUACGCGUUAGUCAAGGUGGAACAGAAUCAAAUGCAGAAAAUGUGGUUACCACUUUGAAGAAUUUAUCGUUUGAGGAUUUGGAUGUAGGUGAAGAUUAUCUACCAGAACUAGAAAUGAGUAAUAACGGUGGUAUGAUUUAUGAUGAUAGAACUGAAAAAAAUGGUUCAAGAACACAAGAUAAUGGCUCUGAAGAUCAAAAUAACGAAGAGUCCAGGGAUGAUGAAAGUGACCAUCAUUAUUAUUUAGAUAUGGAAAGUUCAACAAGUCAAAAUGAUUCGUAUGCGGUAUACUGGAAGGCAGAAAAACUGCUUCAGAAGGAUAUUAGUGUAAUAAUGAAAGCAAGAGCUGAGCUUGGUUAUGGACUUGAUCCAAUGGCUACAGUGGAAACAAUUGACAAGUCAAAAAUUUUCCAAAACAAUGCAUAUAUAAGAAACACUUGGAGAUGGUUGGCUAUUGCCAAAGCUGCUGUUGACGAUGGGACGAUGGUUUCUGGUGAUUUGGAUCUUGGAUACCAAGGUGUGUUGGGUAUAUGGAACGGAUUCGAAGGUAUUUCAGAUCAAAACAGGUACAGAGAAGACUCAAUUUUAACGGACAAACAACUAAAUAAGGAAAUGGAAAAAAUAAUACGAUCAAGGAAAAAAGAAAAGGAGAGUCGAGGUUACAGGACACCAUUAUCAAGGUUUGCUGAUUCUCCCAAGCAUAUUCAAAGAAAAUUAUGUUUAAUAAUAUCAGGUUGGGAUCUUUCUCCAACAGACUACGAAGAGAAAUAUAAAAUUAUAAUGAAGAAUGGGAAUUAUGAAAAGGCAGCGGCAUGGGCUGUCUUUUUUGGAGAUAUACCGAAGGCUGUUGAAAUAUUGAGCUCUUCCAAGAAGGAAAGGCUAAGUUUAAUAGCUACCGCUAUUGCUGGUUAUAUGGCAUACAAGGACCAACCAGGAAAUAAUCCAUGGAGACAACAAUGUAGAAAGAUGUCAUCUGAGCUAGAAGAUCCAUACUUACGUGUGAUUUUUGCAUUUAUUGCAGACAACGAUUGGUGGGAUAUACUUUAUGAACCAGCAAUAUCAUUACGAGAAAGGCUAGGCGUUGCACUGAGGUUUUUAAAUGAUGUUGAUUUGUCCAAAUUUUUACAAAGAACUUCAUCAACCGUAAUUGCAAAUGGGGAAUUGGAAGGUCUAAUUUUAACUGGGAUUACGCCUAGUGGGAUUGAUCUUUUACAAUCCUAUGUGAGUAAGACAUGUGAUAUUCAAAGUGCUGCUUUAGUUUCAGUUUUCGGUUCCCCAAAGUACUUCUAUGAUAAGAGGGUUGAUGAGUGGAUUCAAACGUACAGAGUUAUGCUAAAUUCUUGGGAACUUUUUUCCAUGAGAGCUAAAUUUGAUGUCUUAAGAAUUAAGCUUUCCCGAACUAACACGGGAAGGAUUACAGCGCAACCCAAGCCCCGUCAAUUAUAUAUCCAAUGCAUGAACUGUAAAAAAAAUAUCAACAAUCCAUCUUCCGGAUAUCCAACUUCACAUAAGGGAAGUUCUGCUGGCGUAUCCACUAACAAUAUUUAUGAAAGCGCCGAGAAGGAUAACCUAUCAAAUAAGACCCAAUAUAGGUAUGCGUGCCCUCAUUGUGGAACACCAUUCCCUCGAUGUGCUAUUUGUUUGAUGCCAUUGGGUACCUCAAAUCUUCCCUUUAUUAUAAAUGGAGUUGAUCAUGAUCAGGGUGAGAAGGAUUCUGAGAGGAGAGAUGUGUCGGGCUCGUACAGUAAUGACGAGGCUUCCAUCUUCGAGCAGUCCAUAGAUCUUGCCGAGUCCAAGAAUAUUCAACGAAGGAGAAAAUUGAAUCUGAAUGAAUGGUUCAGUUUCUGUUUAAGCUGCAACCAUGGGAUGCACUCCGGACAUUCGGACGAGUGGUUUGCAAAACAUUCGAUGUGCCCUACCCCUGGAUGCAGUUGUCAAUGUAAUAAAUAG
Messenger RNA from Naumovozyma castellii, 3057 nucleotides. It is a transcript of the gene SEA4, whose product is annotated as Sea4p. The record is from RefSeq and is a predicted model, not a curated record. The transcript has a single exon. The coding region runs from base 1 to 3057 and encodes 1018 amino acids. Lineage: Eukaryota; Fungi; Ascomycota; Saccharomycetes; Saccharomycetales; Saccharomycetaceae.